This is a messenger RNA of Talpa occidentalis (Iberian mole), 2865 nucleotides long. RefSeq names its product mitochondrial ribosomal protein S11 (gene MRPS11). The record is from RefSeq and is a predicted model, not a curated record. Bases 321 to 1361 code for a protein of 346 amino acids. The transcript is spliced from 2 exons. Gene Ontology annotation, molecular function: small ribosomal subunit rRNA binding; structural constituent of ribosome; mRNA 5'-UTR binding. Gene Ontology annotation, biological process: maturation of SSU-rRNA from tricistronic rRNA transcript (SSU-rRNA, 5.8S rRNA, LSU-rRNA); translation; ribosomal small subunit assembly. Lineage: Eukaryota; Metazoa; Chordata; Mammalia; Eulipotyphla; Talpidae. Gene Ontology annotation, cellular component: mitochondrial small ribosomal subunit; ribosome.
CUCCUGAGGCUCCUGCUCUUUGUAGCCUGGGCCGGGAGGCGCCAUCUCGGUGUGUGAGUGCCCGCAGGCAAGGUGACUCUGAACCCUUCCACUUCUCCCAAAUGCCCCCGCCCAGCCCUUCCGGGAGGGCCUAGACUUGCUGGCAUUGGCCCCCCGGGGUCAGGAUGUUACCCAGCGUGGCCCUAAAACGCAGGCUAGCUCAUGCAGGAACGGCAGGGCAGCCCGGAUGUGAGCCCUCAGGGAGACGUUGAUGUCGUCACCCGACAGUGACUUGGGCGAGGUUGGACUCUAGUACCCAGGUGAGAAGUGGCUCCAGUGUAAUGAGAGACCAGGCUGCUCACCCAAAGCAACUCUCCAGCUGCCCUGGACAGUCAGCGCUGAGCACACCGGGCAGCCUCCCGGCAAGCUCAGGAUGGACGCCAGGAGCUCCCCCUGCCUGGCUCAGCCUCCACGGGCAGAGGUGGGUGCUCAGCACAUGCCCCCAGCACUGGCCCUGCUGCGGGGUGAGCAUUAACCCGCCACCUCUGGAGGUCGGGUCCAAACCACCUCCAGGACAAGGCCCGGACGUUGAGACUGCAUGGCGAGGCUGGGCUUCUUCCAGUGUUGGUGGAGUGCACUUGAAGGCAGUGACACUGAUGUCAGGGUUGCCUCCCAAUGCCACCCCAUUCCCCAGCGCACACCCUGAGCCAAAAGAGGUGAGGGAGACCAGAUUCAUCACCCUCUCCUCCAAGUUCAGCGACAGCCUCCUCGGCCUCCUUGUUCUCUGCUCCAAACCUUCUUCGCCAUCUCCCAAACUGCCCCUGCCCAGGCCAUUCUGGAACCAGCACCCCUGUGUGACAGGUUUGCCAUGUUCAGCGCUUACGGGAAAGCAGCCCAUUUGCAUUUGGAGUUUAGCUGUGAGGCUGAAGGGGCAGAAGACAAACUCAUCACCCUGCAGGACACCCAAGUGCAGGAGCAACCUCGAGAAACCACCAGGCAAACAAGCCACCAGACAAACAAACAGGGUUCUCUGCAGCACUGCACAGGUGAAUGGAAGAGACUGGAAAUCCAUUGUGCAGGGACCAAGCAGGGCGCUGAAUGUGUGGAGGAGCCCCCUGGGAGCUGUUUUAUAUUGUUACACAUGCACGCACACACACACACCAUGCAUUUUUCUUCUUGGUGCACAAGCACACCUCAAACUGCCACUCCUUACCCCCCAUCAGCCACACAAAUCCCCCCCCCCUCCCGUGGUUUCCCCGGAAGACUCCUGUCCCCUCAAACAUCACCUCUUGGCCCCUGGCAAAGGACACCCUGGAGCCAUCUCCGGUCACACUCGGCAGCCAGCAGGGAGUCUGGCCGGGCUCAGCACACCGCUUCGAUAAUGCUGGCGAACCUGCAUUCUGCAAAUCACACUCCCGAAAUAGCAGCACUUCUCGGAAGAGGGGGUCGGGGCAGGCCACUGGGAACUUGAGGCGCCAGGUCACUAACAGCAGAGCAAGUCCCUAAGGACACUGGGCCCCUGCCCCUACAGCUGGCCCCUGAAGCCUUAAAUCCCGGGCUCCUUCCCGAGUCACAGGUCCUUGGAGAUGAAGGUCCGCAGACUCAUCCCAUCAAAAUCAAAAAUGUGAUCUAGCAGGGGCGCUGCAGCACCUUUCCUUCCUCAGUCUCCCCAGAGAGCCUGACAUGGCGGAGUGGCUGGCAGCCUGGAGCCGCCCCUAGCAAUGAAAGAAGGCGCUUGGACCAAGCUACCCACUUUCCUGAUGGCAUCCAAGCCUUUCCCUGGCCACUUUAAAAUACCAGUGCUCUGGGGAAACCCCCUGGGAACGAACCCACUCGGACCACCCCCAACGUUGCCUGCUGUCCGCUGUGCACACAGGGAGGCCUCGCUCAGCAGCGUCCACGGGUUCUUGGAAGCACUGAUAGUGAAACCGUGUCAAGAGAGUACAGGCCAGGCUGGCAUCCCCAAGGGACCCGCUGGACACACUCCCCACCAAGGAAACCACCUCUGACCAGACCGGCUGCUAGGAGAUAGGCAUGAAGGCCGAGGCCACCUGACCCUGGUGACUCCCCUUCUGGCCCAGGCGCCCAAGGCCUUCCUAUGCAGUACGGGUCACAGACGCUCACCCCAAGUCCAGAGACACACACGCCUGGUCGAGAGCCACACUCAGCCUUGCCCACUGCCUAGGCUGCAUCCCCAGUGUGCAACUGUGACCCUGGAGACCGGCAACCUCAGCUGGGAGCACCCCCCACCAUGUCAUGAGGAAACUGAGCACCUGCAGGAGGUAUAGGGCAAGCCAUUUCCCCAACCCAGCCACGCCGACGCAGACAGGGCCCCAUUUCACAAGCACACACCCCACAGGGCAGUGUGAUUACCCAGAGGGGCCUGCCAGGGACAGGCCCGGGCCGCAGGUCACCCCUCCAGAGGCUGCACAUGGUCAUCACGCACCUCCCAGGAGCCAGGCCUGGUACCCAGUGACCCAGCAACACAGGGAAGGGCCCAGCGCCCCAACCCAGAGGCCAGAGCUGGGCGAGCAGAACUGAGGCUCGCCUCGGUGGGCACCCACCCCAUGUGCAGAGGGAGAACACGGGGACCCUUUUUAUUUCACCUGACUUCAACACAUAUGAAUGAGACAGUUAAUUCCGCUUAAAUACGAAAUGCUUCAAAAAAAAAAAACAAAACAACAGGAAACAAAAAUGAACCGAGGGGAGGGAGGAAAAGGACGGAAUUAUCUCCUGGACGACACACGAGCACGUAGCCGGAUGAGGCGGGACAGGAAGGGAAGUGGCUGAGCCGUCACAGGUGCCGGCGGGCAGCGCUCCUGGACACGAGGCUUCCAGGCGGCCGCUGGUCCCUUGCUGCAUCAUCCUGGUCCCUGCUAUAUCGUC